This is a messenger RNA of Polyodon spathula (Mississippi paddlefish), 2222 nucleotides long. RefSeq names its product transmembrane protein 25. NCBI's taxonomy places the organism in Eukaryota, Metazoa, Chordata, Actinopteri, Acipenseriformes, Polyodontidae. The transcript is spliced from 8 exons. The record is from RefSeq and is a predicted model, not a curated record. Bases 66 to 1190 code for a protein of 374 amino acids. Gene Ontology annotation, biological process: negative regulation of excitatory postsynaptic potential.
CCUCACAGAGCUCUUGGUUCUCGUUGUUCUGGUUCUGUAGCCCCUUUGGACUCACAGAGCGGACCAUGCUGAGUGCAGACUGGGCCUGGGCUCUGCAGGCCCUGCUGCUGCUGCUAGUGGUUCUGAUCCAGUCAGGCGUGUCUGAGCCUCUCCCCAGGAUCGAUGGCCGCUGGCACUCAAUCGCCACGCUGAGAGAGAACAUCACGAGGGAGUUCAGCUGCCAAUCAGAGGGCUGGCCUGCGGAGGACCCGCCCAUCCUCAUCUGGUACCUGAACGGAGAGCGGCAGCAGACUGGGGGCGGGGCCUCCGGCAGAGUGCUGGUGACAUCAUCGCAGGAACAGGGCAUGUCCAACCAGAGCUCCUCCCACAGCACCUUCACGCUGCACGCCAGGAAGUGGGACCGUGAGCUGAGGUGUUCCUUGGAGCACCCGACCAGCGGGGAGACGUACAACGCCAGCGUGCUGCUGAACGUGCAGUUCCAGCCGGAGAUCGUGCGUCUGAUCGUUCACCACAACGAGAGUUCAGAGCCGGGUCUCUCCCUGCUCCUCUUUGCAUUGGUCCACUCCAACCCCCCCGCUACAGUCACCUUUGUGGAUGAGUCUGGGCAGCAGGUCACCAACACCUCGGACUUCCUCAUCCUGGACACGCUCAGCUACCCACGGCUGACCAACCACACGCUGCGCGUCACUCUAAACAGCCUGCCCAGCAACGUGUCUGUCAGCGCCUCCAACGAGCUGGGAGUCACCAACUCCCCCCUCGCUCUCACCGACUUGCUGCUGUCUCGUGUGGAGGUGCCCGUGUUGGGGAUCAUCGUUGGGGGUGUGCUGGGGUUCCUCUCCCUCGUUCUGCUCAACCUCCUGGUGCUCUGCCUCGUCUACAAGCGCAGGAGACGGGAGGCCGAAAAAUGUGUGGAGAAUAAAGUGCCUCAGAGUGACUCCUCCCAGAUCAAGCUUGACAAGGUGUACCUGCCCCGAGAGAACAUGUCUGUGCCUUCGAACCUGCAACUCAAUGACCUGAGCUGUCUUUGCAAGGGGAGGGAUGUGGAAGGACAGAAGGCUGCAGAAGAGGAGGAGAAUCACUCUGAGCAGGAGCACUCCUCCGGGCUCGCCACUAGAGGUUUUGCCCGAUUCCCGAUAGUCGGCUACAUUUACAAAGUGUCGAGUAUGAGCAGUGAUGAGGUCUGGCUCUGACUGCACGGAGGAGUUAAACAGAUCAUCUCACACACAGCUAGAGGAGACCGGCGGACAGGCUCCUGCUUGUAUUUCCUCUUUCAAACCCUGCUUUGUUACAUCCCCUGUCCGGUCUGGUCUUGUCGUACUUUUCUACACAGAGGACUGCAGGGUCUGCAUCACGAUGCAGCUCUAACCGCUAAGCAACAGCUGCUGAUGGUCAAACAUCUCUGUCUUUCUGUCUCAUAUUGUCAAUAAUUAUAACCCAUAGCUGGCUGCUGUCUCAGUGUGCUUCAAUGCAUGCAUAUAAGAUAAUGUAUAGCCUUUAGCAAUAAUGCUUGCAUUGUGUGAAACAGCUUCAUGCAAAGGAAUGUGCUUGUUAAAUGAAGCAAACAUGUAUGUGAAUGUACUGAUGAAAAUAUUAAACAAGAGAUCAUGUAACUGGGACCCAGGUGAGUCCUGGUAAAGGGAGAGAAUCGCUGCCCCUCAGGGAGUCCUGGCAAAGGGAGAGAAUCGCUGCCCCUCAGGGAGUCCUGGCAAAGGGAGAGAAUCGCUGCCUCUCAGGGAGUCCUGGUAAAGGGAGAGAAUCGCUGCCCCUCAGGGAGUCCUGGUAAAGGGAGAGAAUCGCUGCCUCUCAGGGAGUCCUGGUAAAGGGAGAGAAUCACUGCCCCUCAGGGAGUCCUGGUAAAGGGAGAGAAUCGCUGCCCCUCAGGGAGUCCUGGCAAAGGGAGAGAAUCGCUGCCCCUCAGGGAGUCCUGGCAAAGGGAGAGAAUCGCUGCCUCUCAGGGAGUCCUGGUAAAGGGAGAGAAUCGCUGCCCCUCAGGGAGUCCUGGCAAAGGGAGAGAAUCGCUGCCCCUCAGGGAGUCCUGGCAAAGGAAGAGAAUCGCUGCUCUGCCAGGAACAGGUUUGCUUUUCCAAGGUGAAAAUUAUUUUUUGUAGUUUUACUUAAUCAAGUGAGGACUUGUUGGCACUACUAACUUGUCACGUAGGCACACACUCACAAACACACACACACACACACACACACACACACUCACACACACACACACACAC